This is a messenger RNA of Stomoxys calcitrans (stable fly), 1909 nucleotides long. Its product is annotated as serendipity locus protein delta-like. Lineage: Eukaryota; Metazoa; Arthropoda; Insecta; Diptera; Muscidae. Gene Ontology annotation, molecular function: zinc ion binding; RNA polymerase II cis-regulatory region sequence-specific DNA binding; DNA-binding transcription factor activity. Gene Ontology annotation, biological process: regulation of transcription by RNA polymerase II. Bases 386 to 1807 code for a protein of 473 amino acids. The record is from RefSeq and is a predicted model, not a curated record. Gene Ontology annotation, cellular component: nucleus. The transcript is spliced from 2 exons.
UUUUUUUUAACAGACUCUCUUAAGCUCUGUUAGCAAUAGUAAAGGCCGUGAGCAAGCCUUUUUUUAUUUUUGACAUUUUGUUUUGUAUUCCAUUCAUAUACUCUUCACAUUGUUAAGCAUGUAGCCAAGUACCUGUACUCAUCGUGUGUUAGAACGAGACAAUAAUAGUUCUAAAUAUAUGUUAAGUUAUCGAUAAAUGUAUUCAAAUGUAAUCGAAAAAGAAUAAGCCUCAAAUAAACACAUACAUACAUACAUACAUACAUUGAAUUGAAGGAAUUCGUAAACACAUUUUGUGAUUUAAAUUGCGUUUUACAUUUAAUAUAUAUCCAUAAUAUUAAAAUCGCGCUUUAUUUAGACAAUUUUUCAAUUCAUAGUUUUGGUUAUAAUGCCCCUCGUAAUUUGCCGGUUGUGCGCAACAGAUUGCAGAAAUCAAAAGUAUAAAAGUCUGUUUGACGACUUCGUUGUUUACGAGAUAACCACAAAAUAUUUUGAUCCAAUGUUUUUAAACGACGAGCAUGAGCUUACUGCUGUUUGCAUAGAUUGCUGGAGUCACAUAAAAGCGUUCCAUCAGUUCCAGCAGCAGUCUGCUUUGGCAAGUGUGUACCAAAAGAACAUGUGUUCUUUUUGUGCCACAAGUCGCAAGCAAAUUGGGCUCAAGGAAAAUAUGGUAAUAUUCAACGUCAUUAAUAAAUAUUUUGUCAACAAAAUGCAGAAUCUGAGUGCCAUUUGCCUCCCGUGUUGGAGCCAAAUAUUGGAUUUUCAUAAAUUUCAAAUCACUGUAUUUGAUGUCAAAAAAAGGCUGGUGAAAAUAGAACUAGAAUGUGAGAAGGAGAAGCAUCAACUGGAGAAUGUUACAGGUGUCCACAAUGAUGUGAAGAAAACAAACUUUAUUGUAACUGAGAAAGCUGAAGAAUCUCAAAUAGAUAGAAUAGGACAUCAAAUUGUGGUAAAAGAAGAACCCGAAUUAGAAUUAAUCGAUGUUCACCCUGAUCAUCAGUUCAGUUCGCAAGAAUACGAAAUACAGUCUAAAGUUAGUUUAAGGAAAAAUUACCAAAAUGGUCAAUCGGAUAAAGACAGGCUGCAUGCCUUUAAUUCAAGUAGAAAUUGUGGGCACGUUUAUACGGUUUGUGAUUCUUCAAAUGAUGGUGAUGGUGAUGAUGAUGAUGAUGACGACGACGAAGAUUGUGUCUUGCCAAAAACCUAUGAAAGAAGAAAGACAAUACCAGAGUUAGAUUCAAUUAUAGCUCAGUGGAGACCAAUUUUAGAAUGUAUACAUUGCGGAGCGUCGUGUUCUACUUUUACAUUAUUACAAAAGCAUUUUGAUGCAAAUCAUCCUGGUAAAAAGUGUCAUAUAACCUGCUGUGGUUGUAGAUUCAGGACCCAUUAUUACAUUGAGGAACAUAUGCGAUAUCAUAUGGAUCCUAAAAUAUUCCAAUGUGAAAUAUGUGGACAAAUUAAUAUGACAAGACUGCGCUUGAAACGCCACAAAGAUUAUUGGCACUCUAAGGACCUUAUACCUGAUACUUCUACAAAUGAUAAUAAUAAGAUUAUUUGCCCAGAAUGUGGAAAAACUCCAAAAACAUUAGGUGCUUUUAAAAAACACAUGCAUAGGCAUGAGGCAAAACGAAAAAUUAAAUGUGAAGUUUGCGAUAAAGGAUUUCGAGGCCGCAAUGAUCUGCGCACACACUUGGCUACACACUCGGAAAACCGGUGUCCUCAUUGUUCCGUGAUUUUCAAAUACAUUUCCAGGUUAACAGCACAUCUAGCUAGGAAGCAUGCUGAUCAAAGUAUUUCACUUCCUACUUAAAUUUUGAUUAAACAAAUUGAACUGGCAAAUUUAAUAUAUAUUAAAACAUUCCCAUAGACAAAUGGAUGUAUAGAAAUAAACAAUUCACUGUAUAUAUAUUUA